Messenger RNA from Cataglyphis hispanica, 3507 nucleotides. RefSeq names its product tuftelin-interacting protein 11 (gene sip1). Bases 197 to 2707 code for a protein of 836 amino acids. NCBI's taxonomy places the organism in Eukaryota, Metazoa, Arthropoda, Insecta, Hymenoptera, Formicidae. Gene Ontology annotation, biological process: spliceosomal complex disassembly. Gene Ontology annotation, molecular function: nucleic acid binding. The transcript has 8 exons. The record is from RefSeq and is a predicted model, not a curated record. Gene Ontology annotation, cellular component: U2-type post-mRNA release spliceosomal complex.
CUUCACAUAGUUCCUUCAUAAAUGUUAGGAUUAGUUAGAAUUCUGAUUCUAUUUAACGUUUUUUAAUAAUACGAUUGGUCAGAUCCUGGUAGAGGAUUGUAUCAUUGUGUAGUCUUUUUUAAGAGUGACAGAGUUAUAUUAUUAUAUAAAAAUAAAUAAAAUAGUGCAUUGUGUAACAAAAUAAUCAUAAGACAAGAUGUCUGAAGAUGAAGUAGAAAGCUUUGAAAUUACUGAUUAUGAUUUAGACAACGAAUUUAACAUUAAUCGUCCUCGACGCAAGCUUUCGAAGAAGCAACAAAUGCUAGUAACAAUGUUCUCCGAUUUGAACAUAGGAAUAUGGGCAGAUGACAGCGAUGAAGAUGAAUUAUCUGCUAGACCAUCUUUCAAGACUUACAACAAGGGUCCCAAAAAUUAUACAGCGCCAGUUAAUUUUGUUGCUGGUGGUAUCCAACAAGCAGGAAAACCAAAAGAGGAAGAUAAUGAUGACAAGGAAGAUGAAGAAGAGACAAGAGAAUCUCAAACAAAACAUUACAGUGAUUCCAGCUCAGAAGAGGAAAGACCAAGUAAUAUGAAAUCACGUCCAUCUUUCUCUUUGAAAUUAGACAGCGACAUUGCAGGUUUGCGUAAAAAACGCAACCAAGUAAAUCCAUUAUUAAUGAAAGGUGGAAUGGGUAGUUGGGAAGUACAUACAAAGGGUAUUGGUGCUAAAUUGUUAUUACAGAUGGGAUUUGAACCUGGCAAAGGUUUAGGUAAACAGCUACAAGGAAUAAGCACUCCAGUAGAAGCGCAUCUCAGAAAGGGAAGAGGUGCUAUUGGUGCUUAUGGUCCAGAAAAGGUACCAAAAAUUCCAGAAAAAAAGAAAGAGGAGGAUGGAGAAGAAACAAAAGAGUCUAAAAUAUCUCAAUGGCGAAAGGGCGAUAACAGUAAUAAAAAAAAAGUUAGAUAUUGUUAUAGAAGUGUGGAUCAAGUUUUGGAAGAUGGAAAGUUGAAACCUAACAGAAAGCUCCCAAUAUCUAGUGAUAUAAGUAGAGUUAAAGUUAUCGAUAUGACAGGGCCAGAGCAGAGAAUUCUUAGCGGGUAUCAUGCGAUAGCUGGUGGUCAGCAAUGCCCUGAUGAGAGUAUACCUACAUCUGAUAAAAAAUCUAAGGAGAAUUUUGCUUUGCCCGAAUUGCAGCAUAAUUUAAAUUUACUUGUGGAUAUGUGUGAGCAGGAUAUAAUACAAAACGAUCGACGAAUGAGACAUUUAAGUGACAGAGUAAUUGCUUUAGAAGCGGAAAAUAAGAAUUUAUCGAAAGUCGUCGAUCAACAUGGCCAAUCAAUUAAUACCUUAGAGAAUGUGCUCGAGAUUGUGGGUAGGUUAAUGAAUGAAACGAAUGAAUUGUCUCUGCAAGAAAUUGCGGAAGCUUUUAAAAAUUUACAAAACAAUUAUUAUGAAGAGUACAAAAUGUACGAACUUAACGAAUUGGCUAGUAGUUUUGUCGCGCCAAAAAUAAAAGAUUGCUUGCUCAGUUGGAAUCCACUCUUGCAACCAAAACAACCAAACAAAUUAUUUGAACAGUGGAAGUGUAUUUUGGAGAAUGGAAUUAGUAAUACUACACUUCAAACACGGACUAUGCAGCCAUACGAUCAAUUAGUGUGGAACGCGUGGAUGCCAUCGAUUAGAGGAGCCAUACAGCAGUGGACGUGUAGACAGCCUGACCCUCUGAUUGAACUAAUAGAACAUUGGAUGCCGUUAUUGCCCAACUGGAUCUUAGAAAAUAUAUUAGAUGUAUUAGUUUUACCAAAAUUGACAUUGGAGGUGGAGGAAUGGAAUCCUCUUACAGAUACUGUACCCAUCCAUACAUGGAUUCAUCCUUGGUUGCCAUUAUUACGAAAUCGUUUGGAUACUUCAAUUUAUCCAAUAAUACGCAGAAAGCUUGGAUCUGCAUUAGGAAGUUGGCAUCCAUCGGAUAGAUCCGCUAGAUUAAUGUUGCAACCUUGGGCAGAAGUAUUUACCAAGGGAGAUAUGGAAGCGUUUUUAGUCAAAAACAUUGUACCAAAAUUACAAACAGCUUUAACACAAUUUGUCAUAUAUCCACAUCAACAACAUAUGGAUCCAUGGAAUUCGGUGUACGAGUGGAAGGAAUUGAUUCCUGUUCAUAUCAUGGCAGGACUACUCAAUAAAUUUUUUUUUCCAAAGUGGUUGCAAACUUUGGCACUGUGGCUCGAUCAUUCGCCGAAUUAUGAUCAAAUUAUAAACUGGUUUAUGGGUUGGAAAAGCAUAUUAAGCGAUAAGUUACUGGCGGAACCAACAAUAAAAGAUUAUUUCAACAAGGCAAUGGACAUGAUAGAGAGGACUGCCAGCGCAUCACAAAAUCAUCAACCUGGCGUGUUGGAGCAUAUAUCAUAUUUAGCGAGCUUAGAAAGAACUCAAUCGACAAUACCGCCAAUGCCAUCAGUCGCGCAGCCGAGGAUGGAGAGAUUCGCAGAGGCAGGACAAACAGUAGCACAAAAUUCGAAAAGUUUCAAAGAUAUUGUACAAGAAAAAUGUGAAAAAAGAGGUAUAUUAUUUAUGAAAAUACCAAAUAGAUAUAAAGAAGGCAAACAAGUAUACAAAGUGGGCAACAUUCAGGCGUAUAUCGAUGGUAAUUUGUUGUUUGUUUCUCAUAAUGGUACGAAUUGGAUACCAACGCCUUUAAAUGCCUUGCUAGAUAUGUCCGAACUUUAAGAUAAUAGAUUUGAUGUAAUAUAAUAAAAUUAUGGGUUUAAAUAUAUGUAUUUGGGUGUAAAUAUUUCCAAUAUAUAUGUAUGUAUGUUUACAUUAUAUAUAUAUAUAUAUAUAUAUAUAUAUAUAUAUAUAUAUAUAUAUUUUGGAGAAAUUAAUCAUUACAUUAUUAUUUUAUUUAUAUUGAUUCACAUAUUCGUGAUGUAUACUUAAGUCUAAUUGUACUGCGAUUGUGUUUUACUUUUGUGUGUGUGACGCUGCCACAAAGAUUUUACUAGAAUACAUAAUAACAGUACAUAACAAUAAUUAUAAGAUUAUAUAAUAUUUUGACACAUACAUAUUUUUUACUUAGUUUUUUAUGUUAAAGAAUCAACUAUUUUAUAUGAAAUUAUGAGAUAUAUUUCAAUAUUAAACGUCAUCAAAUAAUUUUUUUUGCCAUGUAUAUAUUAUCGACUUCUGUUCAAAGAAUUGUACGCGUGUGUGGGCGUCCCUGUUUAUCCCACUGCUGAAGCGAAGCGUAGCUUUGAAACUUCUCGAUAUGGAAAGUUGCAAGCGACUCCCGCGGAAUAUACAGGGUAGACCGAAAAAUAUACAUGAGAAAAGAUCGUUUGAUAAAAUUUGAAAUUUACUCUUGCUUUAAGAAAUGCUUUCCAAUGUAGCUUUAUAUUAAAUUUAAUUAAAAUCAUAUAAGUUGAAUAAAUUCUUGAUUAAAGAUAAUCGCGAUAAAAGAAAUAGAUUUAAUACAUGUAUAUUUUAUUAUAGGCUCAAUCAAAACCAUAUUUCUAUUAAAUGUUGAAUAUUGA